Molecule: messenger RNA, 519 nt
Organism: Amaranthus tricolor (Joseph's coat)
Lineage: Eukaryota; Viridiplantae; Streptophyta; Magnoliopsida; Caryophyllales; Amaranthaceae
Exons: 3
Coding region: 1-519 (172 amino acids)
Source: RefSeq, a predicted model, not a curated record
AUGAUUAGAGAGACCGCAGAUCACGUCAGAAUCAUUAGAGACCGGAUGAAGGCUGCCCAAGAUAGACAGAAAUCCUACGUGGACCGUAGGAGGAGGAAACUUGAGUUCAAAGUCAGUGAGAAGGUGUUCCUUAAAGUCUCACCAAAGAAGGGAAUCAAGAGGGAAGUAGCUUAUGAGUUAGCACUACCACCACUGUUAGCUAAGGUUCACAAUGUGUUCCAUGUAUCACAAUUGCGCCAGUAUGUGUUUGAUCCAUCACACAUUCUCCAACAUGAGCCGAUUCAACUUGUUGAGAGCUUGCAGUAUGAGGAGAAGCCCGUGAGGAUCCUAAGUCGAGAGGUUAGAAAACUUCGUAGCCGCAAAAUUCCACUUAUGAAAGUUGUAGAAACUGAUAGAGAUGGUACAAAAUCGAUGUUAGAUAUAUCAACAUUGAGCUUGUACAAGAAGUCGCCGACAACAGCAAAUCAAAUUGUAAUUCAACUCUAUCCAUUCCAAAAUCGUGAAUACAAUGCAAACUAA